UUAAAGCCUCCGCAGACCGACCGAGCCCGGCUCCGACCCGCCGGGGCCGCCAUGGGCUCCCUGGGGCGCUGCCUGGCCCGGAGCCUCCCGCGGGGACAGCCGGGCCUGAGUCCCCCCGGGCCCCGCUGCUACGGCUCCGCCCCCGCGGCGCUGCAGGAGAGGACGCUGCUGGUGGCCAAGCCGGACGCGGUGCAGCGGCGGCUGCUCGGGGACAUCAUCCAGCGCUUCGAGCGCCGCGGCUUCAAGCUGGUGGCCAUGAAGCUGCUCCAGGCGGACCGGAGGCUCGUGGAGCAGCACUACGAGCAGCUGCGGCUGAAGCCCUUCUACCCCGCGCUCGUCGCCUACAUGACCUCGGGCCCGGUGGUGGCCAUGGUGUGGGAGGGCUACAACGUGGUGCGGUGCACGCGGGCCAUGGUUGGGGACAGCAGCGCCGUGGGGACAAUCCGCGGGGACCUCAGCGUGCACAUCACCAGGAACGUGGUCCAUGCCAGCGACUCCGCGGAGACGGCCCAGCGGGAGAUCGGCUUCUGGUUCCAGCGGGACGAGCUGGUGGCCUGGGACAGCAGGGACAGGGACAACAUCUACGGGCUCUAGGGUCGGACCCUGGCUGCGGGCACCCCCGUCCCAAUAAACCCCGGUGACCCCA
Molecule: messenger RNA, 646 nt
Organism: Haemorhous mexicanus (house finch)
Lineage: Eukaryota; Metazoa; Chordata; Aves; Passeriformes; Fringillidae
Gene: NME4
Product: NME/NM23 nucleoside diphosphate kinase 4
Exons: 5
Coding region: 52-594 (180 amino acids)
Biological process (GO): CTP biosynthetic process; GTP biosynthetic process; UTP biosynthetic process
Molecular function (GO): nucleoside diphosphate kinase activity
Source: RefSeq, a predicted model, not a curated record